Acanthopagrus latus (yellowfin seabream) is the source of this 1356-nucleotide messenger RNA. RefSeq names its product akirin-2-like. Gene Ontology annotation, cellular component: chromatin; nucleus. The record is from RefSeq and is a predicted model, not a curated record. NCBI's taxonomy places the organism in Eukaryota, Metazoa, Chordata, Actinopteri, Spariformes, Sparidae. Gene Ontology annotation, molecular function: transcription coregulator activity. The coding region runs from base 180 to 734 and encodes 184 amino acids. Gene Ontology annotation, biological process: positive regulation of innate immune response; positive regulation of transcription by RNA polymerase II. The transcript has 6 exons.
GAGUCGGAGAAGCCGACAGCCUCAUAUCAAAAACAAGCAGCUAAGUUGCGCUAGCUAGCUCCCCGUUAGACAGUUGGCCCGCAGCCGGCGGAUCGUCACUUCAACUUUUUGGAAGCAACUUUUACAACAACACGAGUUGCUCAAUUUAGUCGGACAGACCAACUUUCUCUCCAGAAGUCAUGGCGUGUGGAGCCACCCUGAAGAGGACCAUGGAUUUCGAUCCGCUGAUGAGUCCUACGUCCCCGAAAAGACGAAGAUGCAUCCCCGUGUCCCCAUCGUCCUCAUCUUCAUCCCCUAGGAAGUAUCUUAGCAUGGAGCCCUCGCCAUUUGGAGAGUCGUCGUCAACACUUAGUGCAGAACAAAUCCUCAACAGCAUCAAGCAGGAGUACAAACGCAUUCAAAAGAGGAAGCAUCUAGAUGGAGGCUACCAACAGUCCGAGUGCUGCUAUUCUCCAGAAUCCCCGUCCCAGUCGUCUACUAUGAAUGUUUCCAGCAUGCCAGGAACAUCUUCUGGAGGCGUCUCUCCCACUAGAAAAGAACAGCCAUUAUUCACUCUCAGACAAGUUGGAAUGAUCUGUGAACGUCUGCUGAAAGAAAGGGAAGAGAAGGUGCGGGAGGAAUAUGAGGAGACCAUGACCUCGAAACUGGCAGAACAAUAUGACACCUUUGUGAAGUUCACACACGAUCAGUUAAUGCGACGAUUCGGGGAGCAACCAGCAAGCUAUGUUUCCUGAGUGUGGCACAGAAAUCUUUGCAAGACGGCCUUCUCUUGCUGCAAGCUGUCAUGUGAUAUCUCAAGAAAGGAGAGAAAAAAAGCUAAUCAUUGUAAGAGAUUCAGUUUAGCGAAUUUAAAUGAAACUUUUCUUACUGUGCCAUAUUUCUGUCUUUGGGCAAAGGUUUAUAUGGAGCUUCGUCAGUUGUUACCACUCUGUUGUAAGCAACUAGGUGCUUCCUAAUGUAAAUUAAUGGACCCUAUCUCUACCAGUGGCCUAUGUUCCUCCUGCUGUACGUGUAAUCUACAGUUAUCUCACUUUUGUAAUGAUUCCCAGCAUUCCAGGCUUUGUCACUUGUUUUCUUGUUUGUUACAUGUAAAUAUGAUAAAGCAGCGCAGAGUUUUACUUAAAGUUUGCUGGUCAAUCUGAGAGGAAGUAGAAGAAACACAGCUGAACGGAGAGAAUACGUUUGCAGUUUUUCCUCAGUUCAGUGCUUUUAAAUUGAGCAGAAAGUAAUUAGAUUUUUUUUUGUUUUUUCCCUCCCUACCAGUGUUUUUAUUUAUUUUGACUUUUAUUUUGCUGGUAACUUUGAAACCAAUGUAUCUUAUUGGACAAAACAAUAAAAAUCUUUUAAGAAUUGAAA